AUGAGUCUUUAUGCGGAAGAUCCAGAACUGGAUGAUUUCAUUAUUGACAAUGAGCCCAGUGGCACUCAUCAUAUAGUUGAAAGCAGUAGUGAUGAAGAAGAACGUUUCACAGAAAAAUCUUCAGGCCCCAUAAAGCAAGCUAGAUCCACCCAACCUGAGUUGCAGAAUCACGACGAAGAGUUAAGAAAGAGGGUUAUUAGAUCGCAUAUAGCUAUUCUAUGCAGCUCAUUGGGCGGAAUAGAUCACAGUACAGAAUCGAAAUUGUCCAUUUAUAAAUUGGGCGGAGAGGCAUUAGUUUGCUUAAAGGAUAUCAAACGAUGGAUCAGAACAGUCGACCACGAAAUGAACAAUUGGGACGUUGCAUCUGCUUGUGCCGAUUGCAAUUUAGUGCCUAAUGAUUUGAUACAUAUAAUGACCCAAUGGGAACUAGAUAAUCAAGGUAAAAAAGUAGAAAACCCCAAGUAUUGGGAAUCAAUUGUGGUGUCAAGUUUAGAACUGCUAGUGAUGCUAACAAACCCGCUGGUACUUGAAUUUGAGAAAACAGACGAGAAAAAGAUUGUUCUUUACCCCAAGCUAAAGAAAGCUCAUCUCACGUAUAAGAAUAGAAUAUUGAACUUUCAGGGCGGCCUUACUUUGAAAGCCGUAUUGAGGAUUUUGCUACCCUUGCUAGUUAGUAACAAGAGAUCGACAAGGGACCUAAAAGUUAUGUAUCUAUGUUUGACCUUUAUCAGAAACGUUAUAAGAAUAGAACCGGCAGAUGCAAGGAUCAACUCUAAGAAGACUACCAAACAACUGAAUAUCAGUAGUAACUAUCCUGUGGGCGUAUCUCCCGACGACGUGGAUGUGAACCGGGUGAUGAUUAUUCUGAAGAAAACCAAAGUCUUGAGCUUAAUAUUGACUCUAACCAGCAAUGCAGACAAAGCUUACAAUGAUACAAUGCUCCACCAGCUGUGUCUAGAAUGUUUGUACUAUCUUCUCAACGGUAUAAAAGUGUCGAGUUUCAUAUUGGGGGAACCUCAAAAUGAGCAUGACUCGAGUAUGACGGAAGCUGGGCUUGAAUUGAGUGAUUUGGUGAGUAAAGAAAAGAAUAUCUUUGAUGGUAUUAAGAGAAAUCACAGCUCCAGACACUCUAACUUUGGCACUCUUCUAUCCCUGCAAAGAGGAAACGAGAGAAUCACCAUCUCUGGAUCUCCAAAAGACUUAUUGGCAACCCUAGAUAAGACAAAAUCUCAUAGCAAUAGUCGCACGUAUACCCGGAUCGCCAAGAAUGAGUCGACGAAUAGAGAUUUAGACUCACAGUUAAGAUUGCACAAAGCUAAACGACUAGACUCAGAAGGGUUGAAGAUUCUCAUUGAGUUUUUACAGUCGUUUAUGGAAGAAUCUUUUGAUCCUUUUUUUUCGAAACUGAUUCACACUUACUCUUCAGAUGAUAACAUCCGAUCAUAUUUGAUGUAUGCUUAUUUCUAUGUCCUUCAAUGGAUAUUGGAGUAUUUUCAGGGCUUGAAAAAAAAAGAUUUCUACAAUAUAGCUUCUGCAUUUGACCACUCCAAUGUGAUUUUGAUUUUAAGAAAAGUUUCCGAGUACCAUGACCUAAAGGAGUUUAAUAUGUGUUAUGUUCUGAUUGGAUGUCUUGACGAGUUGUUGUCCAAUGCCUGCUUCAUGUUGUCCACGAACGAUUCGCAACUGAUUGACCGAGCAGAAGGUUUACUGAAUUCAAUAGUUGGGCAAGAGGCUUAUUUAGAGUUAUUUAUAUCGAUUGUUUCAUCUGCUCAUAAGGUAUCUACUCAAUUUGUUGACAAAGCGGCCCAAUUUUUGUCUACGAUCUUUAAAAGUACGGAGGCAAUGGUAAGAUUCUACGAUUCCGACCAAGUUAUUAUUCAGAAAUCUAAAUCUACGAAAAAGAGAAACUCAAGGAUUGCAGCAACUGAGGAAGAAGAUAAUGAGCCAGGUGAAGUUGAUGAUAUUCAAAUGCGGACAUUAGCAUUUAAAAAGAAAGCUGACAUUAAAUCGAUCAGAACCAAACUCAUUCGGAAUGAAACUGUUUACUUGUUCAUCAGCAUCUGGGAAAGGCUGGAUGAUGUGGAUGCAGCCCACUUCAAACUGGCACUCCAUUUCUUUUAUGAUGUUUUUGUCAAAUAUGAGUUAGUACUUCAUCUCUACAGAUUGGACUUUUUGAAAACUCUUUAUUGGGUCAACGCAAAUCACUUAGUCCUUCCAAUCGGAAAGUCAACUCGAAGAGAUUUGCAAUCAUUCUCCAAGUACUUCAUGUCCAAAUUGUAUCAGUUAAUGAAUCAUUCAAAGGAAAUUUUGGUGGAAAUGCCAUUUUGUUCUUUGAAUCCUGACGUAUCAAUCAGGCAAUACUUUCUCACUGGAGAAAAGCCCGACGUCCAUGAGAAAACUGCUAGAGAGUACAAAGUAGGGAAGCUGGAGUUUACUGAAGAGCUAAACUUGGAACAAAAAAUUGGAAUCUUGGUUUCUCUGUUAAAAGCGUUAAACUUGGACUUGGUUGAAUGGCUCAAGCAUAAUGUUGAGACGAUCGUUGAUUCCAUGAGCUCAUGGAAUGACAGAGAUAUUGUGACAGGUGAAGAUUUAACUUCAAAAGAUGAGGACCUAUAUAUUCUUCAAGCUUCCAACAAAGCGUACAAUUCAGCUAUUCGAAGAAACCCUACAUUUCGAAAACUUCUGGAGUUGGUCGGAUAUGACAUACCGACACAUACAGGAAUGAAAUGUGUUCUCCAGAAACACAUUGACCAAAGUUCUUUAGAGAUAUGCCUUUCUUUCAUCAAAAAGUAUCUUGAAGAGGACUAUGUUCCUAGUAAUCAUGCUGAGGUAGAGGAACUGGUAAACUUGAAGAAACCAGCUCCCAACUCCAGAAAUGGUACUGAUGAAUUCAACGGUGCUGACAAUCAGCAUAAUGAUCAAGAAGAUGAUCUUUUCGUCAAUGAAUCUGACGAUGACAAUCAAAUAGAAUUUGAGAUUGGAGAGAAUGGACAACGUCGCAUUGUGAAUGACAACCUAGAUAUCAUCGAGCAACAGUUGAAAUUCAAUGAACGAAGAAAUCGAGGUGUUGCCAGGCCUCCAUCUAAGAGAGCUAAGCGGAACAGGGUCAUCAGUUCAGAAGAUGAGGAUAUCUCCGAUGGCCUUUCAUCACUAAAUAAGAAGGUUAAAAGAUCUAAGAGAAAACAAGCAAGAAGAAUAAGAAAAACAAUUUUUGACAGCAACAAUGAAAUAGGAGAAGAAUCAAGCGGGGAAGGUGCUAAAAGGAAACCUUCCAAUCUAGAUCUCAACAUAAAGUCUUCAGAAUAUAUCGAUGACAGCGAUUUAGAGUUGACCGAUGAAGAAGUAUUCUUUUUUAGAGAAGAUACUUUGAGAUCAAUGCUGAAUGAAAGCAAUGGCCAAUUAACCGCAGCUCAAUUGCAAGAGCUCUCCAACAUUACAAUAAAUCAUUUAAAGUCUCGGUCGUUGACCGGAGGGGACCUAGAAAACCUUACGAUCAAGAAUUCAAUAGCCAAGGAGGGGACCCCUAUUUCAUUUGCCCAACCAAUCGAUGAUGAAUAA
Messenger RNA from Komagataella phaffii GS115, 3558 nucleotides. RefSeq names its product Subunit of a replication-pausing checkpoint complex (Tof1p-Mrc1p-Csm3p). The transcript has a single exon. The record is from RefSeq and is a predicted model, not a curated record. Lineage: Eukaryota; Fungi; Ascomycota; Pichiomycetes; Pichiales; Pichiaceae. Gene Ontology annotation, cellular component: replication fork protection complex. Gene Ontology annotation, biological process: replication fork arrest; DNA replication checkpoint signaling; DNA repair. Gene Ontology annotation, molecular function: DNA binding. The coding region runs from base 1 to 3558 and encodes 1185 amino acids.